Messenger RNA from Helicoverpa zea (corn earworm), 2955 nucleotides. RefSeq lists its product as uncharacterized. Gene Ontology annotation, cellular component: extracellular region. Gene Ontology annotation, molecular function: chitin binding. Bases 239 to 2791 code for a protein of 850 amino acids. NCBI's taxonomy places the organism in Eukaryota, Metazoa, Arthropoda, Insecta, Lepidoptera, Noctuidae. The transcript is spliced from 7 exons. The record is from RefSeq and is a predicted model, not a curated record.
UUAGCGCUUGACUUUCGAACGUGAUUCGACGCGCGCUUUUAAAAAAACGAUCUGUCAAAAAUUGGCGGCAUUCACCGUAAAUGAAAAAUUUUAUUUUUCAAUCGUGUUUUUGGUGUUAGUGAACAAAAUGGGUGUGGAAUAAAUUGAUUGUUUCGUUAAAACUAUUUUGCGUUGCGCGUAAUGCAGUGAAAUUAGUGUUUUGGUGAAAGUGUAAGGAUUUGAAUUUUAAAAAGUUACAAUGAAGUCUACGUUUUUAUUUGGCGGAUGUCUGCUUUUAUUGGCUGUGCUCAUAGAAAUAGUGCAGCCAACAUGUGUACUGGAAUCAGAUUUCGGUUUCAAGAUCAACUGUGCCUUCAAGAAAUCUGGCCUGUUCAGGGUGCGGAAUCUUGGAGGCAUCAAAGCACAUGCUAGUUUAGGUUUCAGCCUUGGUGACGAGCUGGGUUUCGAGCAGUCUCUAACAAACUUGGACCCCAGCAGAAGAAGAUCUGUCAGUGUGAAGAAUGGGCCCCCUGCCAACGUGCUUGCUGACCCAUCCAGAACUAAUGUUAAGCAGGAGAAGCGCGGUAAACAAAACAGGAUCAUGCGUCCAAUGGCGCCCACUAAUAGGCCCAACCAAUCUGCCAUGGACAAGCUGACCAGUCUGCACCGAAGAGUUUCUACCACCAUGCAGCCCAUCAUAGUCCAGGCUCCUGUAGAACCGACCGUUGCCAAGCCGGCACCAACCAUCAUCAAGCCAGUACCUACUAUCACCAUGGCCAAACCUAUGCCCAUGGGAAUACCAGCCUUUAAACCUCUACCGCCGAAAGAAGACACCCUCACCGUUCUACCUAUAACACCAACAAGAAAAGUCUACACACCACUGCAAGUCCCACAAUCCAAGGGCCCAGGACUCGCAUACCAAAGUGAGCUAUACCCAUCACACAACCAAAUAUCAAAAAUGGUAUCACAAAUGACUGCAGACCAGUUCUCACCAAUCAAAUUCACACAAGCCCCCGUCAUUGUAGAACCUCCAAAAGUUUACUCCAUGACAACCGUCAAUCCAUUCGUACCCAUGCCACCUUCUCAAGCUAUAUCACUCAUACCCGCUCCAAUAUUCAAAGAACACAGACCUUACUCACCUAAUUCUAUCAUCCAAAAGAAUCCUCUUUCUAACUUUGUAGAUCCCGUUCCCCAUCAAGUGCACGAUAUCGCAAACAACGUCGUGUAUAACACGAAGAAGGUUGACGACUACAAUUCUAUAACUGGUUAUGGAGACGACACAGUGUUGAAGUUUAAUAAGGAGGAGAUAAAUUCGAAGAUAGCAGAGAUUGCUAAAGCUGGGAAUAUUUCUAUGGAGGCUGUUGAGGCGGCGAUAGCGUUGAGACAGCAGCAGCUGCUGAGCAAGUACGCGAACAUCCCGGUACCGGCACCUACUACAACGUCGUCGACGACUACCACGACGACGGAACAGCCCUUCGUGUUCCAACAGGAGCCUGAACCUGAAAUAUUGACUGCGGCGAUACCACAGAAGCCGCCGAAGAGAUUCCCAAUAUCGGGCAAGGUAAUGAACGCUCCCCGCGAGUACUACCCGGUGGGCUACGAGAAGAACUUCGAUGACCACUUCCAGUCCAAGGUGGAUCUGCCGGAGACCAGCUUCCACUGCGGCGACCAGAAGUACUUCCCGGGGUUGUACGGCGAUGAGAGUCUUGGGUGUAUGGUGUUCCACGUCUGUGCCCUUACAGACGAUGGUCUCGUCAUGAAAUCCUUCCUCUGUCCUGAGUCCACACUCUUCGACCAGACCAUCCUCAAGUGCAACUGGUGGUUCUACGUAGACUGCAAGAAUACUAAGAAACUCUACGACACGAAUAUACCCGUGUCUAAGAGCUACCAGCUCAUGAAGGCACUUACUUUCUUCUCGUCUUAUAAGAAGGAGAUGCAGGAGGAUGGUCAAAAAACAAGUCCUGAAGACGUGGACGGUAUUAAAGAAGCUAUGUCUAUUCUUCAAAGUCCUGAUGCUCCGCUGCCAAGCGCAUCAGCUCAACCUAACGGUGCAGAUGUAGCUGCUCUUGUUAAUUCUGCAGCUGUUUCCAACACUGGCAACACACAGAAUACUGCAAGCUCAGCAAACUAUGUUCAAUUCGUUACUCCAACUCCACUCAUUGAUGAAAGAAAUCGUAAAACAACCACAGAAGCGGCCCCCGUAUAUAGGGGCACAAGAACAUUUGGUGCAGCAAAAACUGCAAGGAGAAACACAACCUCAGCUGAAAAUACUUCAGACUUUAAACUGAUUACUGUUAACGCUGGUAUUAACAUCGCUAAUGGAAAUGUAACAGAAAAUGAUUCAAGGGAAAAGAAGCAUAGAAGACGUAUGACAUUAAAAAAUAAUAACCCUGUAGUACACACUACUACACCUUCUACUACUACUACAUCAACUACGACAACACAAAAACCUGUCGUAACCACACCAAGCGUAGAAAUAAUAAAACAAGAUAUACAACCAAUAGAAAAUGUUGAAAGACAGGAAAAAUUAACAGAUCAAAUUGAAGAUGUGAACCCUAACGAAUCUCAUACAGCUCCAAUCAGAAGGUUUUAUAGAUCAAGUGCAGAGAAAUAUGAAGAUAAAGAAAUGGCUAUAGUGAAUAAUGAAAAAGUACAGAUUGUAAGACCGACAUCACAUUCAAGAUUAGUGGGAGCCUUCCCUUCGCCCAGUGCGGCGAUAGCUAAACUUGACGAAGCAGUUUUAGGUAAACUAAGGACGAAGAAACACGCAAUUACAAUAGUAACGCCUGAAAAACAUAGUCCAAAAACGUAGUCGGAAAUUAGUCAAUUUGUUAAGUGUCAUAAGUAAGUUAUUUAUUUCGCCAAUACGUGUGGACAUGUGUUUGCUCAAUUUUUGUACUUUUAUAGUAGUCUAGUUGAAUGGAGUCAAGUGAUAUUACGGUGUAUGUUAGUUAUUUAGUAAAUUUUCCUAAUUUC